Messenger RNA from Pocillopora meandrina, 381 nucleotides. The record is from the annotation of a GenBank genome assembly. NCBI's taxonomy places the organism in Eukaryota, Metazoa, Cnidaria, Anthozoa, Scleractinia, Pocilloporidae.
AUGAAGAUCGGACAUCAGCUCAGGUUCAUUGUCAUCCACAAGCAAGCUGACUCUCUGUUUUCACUGAUCGCUGAUGGGCAAUACCGCGCAACCUUACUGGGUCGUGACAAGUGGAAAGAGUUGAUUGGUUCGCAAGGAUCAUUACAGUACAACUGCGAAAAAGAAGGGUUUAAUGUCGUUUGUAGUCGGAGUGGACAUUCUAAAGCCAGAAUUGGUAUUGUUAGCGAAAACAAGAAUAGGUGUGGCUCGUGUGACUCAAGGAUCGGAUUUGGCACAGAAGGGUACCCUGACGGCUCAAACACGUGUGGUAACGAGGCCGUUAUCAAUCCAGAUAAUGGAGACAAACACCUAAAAGCCAUGGGAUACAUCUUGGUACAAUAA